Pyrus x bretschneideri (Chinese white pear) is the source of this 1420-nucleotide messenger RNA. RefSeq lists its product as uncharacterized. Lineage: Eukaryota; Viridiplantae; Streptophyta; Magnoliopsida; Rosales; Rosaceae. Bases 780 to 1238 code for a protein of 152 amino acids. The record is from RefSeq and is a predicted model, not a curated record. The transcript is spliced from 3 exons.
CUCACAAUGGGCUAGUAAUAAUGUCGUUCAAAUUUACCUUUGGCGAGAAUCGAACCUAAGACCUCUCACUUACAAAUGAAGAUGAAUAUCAUUAGACCGUAGUACGAAGUGGCACAGUCACAUUCUUAUUACAAUACUAUUUACAAUAUGUACUUAAUUAUUAUUAUUUUUGGAUAAGAUACGUUAUUAAUCAGCAAGAGAUAGUACAUAUGAUAGCAGAAGCCAGAAACCAUCCAUACACAAGUGAAUAUUAUAAAUCAAAGUUGCACUUAAGAAAAGAAUUAUCAUCAUGGAACAUAAAAUACAAAAAAAUGCAUUAGCAUCAACAUAUGACACAGUUUUAAAGGAGGGUUAAUGCUACAACCGUGUUAAGAAAAGUUAGAAAUUGCAUGGAAUAAAACUUAACACUAGUUGUUACGUUUUUUAAAAAAUAAAAAAGAAAACUGGUUUUUUUUCUUUUAAUUAUUUUCCAACGAUUUUCCAGCAUUGAUUAUUAAUUAAAGAGUGAAGAUUUUUCGGUUUUUCAAAACGACAAGAUAAAGAGUGGAGAUUUUCGCCAAAACAAGAAAUUGCAUGGAAUAAAAAAAUAAAUAAUUGAGAGAAUUUUGUCAACGAAAAAAAGGAAAGAGGGAAUUGAACCGACUCCAGCAAAAGAUCGCUAUAAAUUGGGAGUGCAUCCCUCCCUCUUGUAAAAUUCAAAAUCUUCGUCUGCUAACUUUCUCGUUGGCGUCUUACUUCUUAUUCUCUCUCAUAUCUCACGACUCCCUACCUCGAACCUGAUGGCUUCUGGCAAGCUUGUUGAUUACGAUCCAUUACGCGCUGUGUAUGUCAAUUAUCCACCAUCACAUGAAGAAACUGACUUGAGGAGGGAGGCUGCUGGUGAUAAUACUCAUAGGAGAAUUAGUGCUUCGCAGCAUUUCACAACUGCCAAGAGGACUACAGAGUCAAAUGAUGAAGUGACUUAUGUGGCUAGGAAAAAGGUGGUCUAUCGUGACUAUGGACCUCCUGGUGGCGGCGGUAUUUGGUCAAGACGAAAGGAGCGAAAGGAGUAUUUUGCGAAGCUUAGGGCUAAAGGAUUGCUCGAAAAUCUUGGGUUUAAAAUUUGCGAGGAACCUUUUGCUGAGAAAUAUGAAGCCAAGUAUACCGCUUGGUUGGAGUGUGCCAAGAAAAUUGUCAACAAAAGUGGACGUCAAGAAACUUGUGGGAUUUUGGAGACGUCGAUCGAAAGUAGUUCUUGAGGAGGGAGGCUGCUAGAUUACAUUAAUAAUAUAGUAUCAAACGAUACAUUUUUAUUAAUUUGAACUGGAAGGCUUGAUGUUUUGAGUUUGGUAGAUUUUGAAGAAUUAAUGUUGUCAAGAAUUUAUGGUUAGUUGAUAUUUGUUGUGUUGGCAAUGGCAUGGAAAACAAGUUUGUUUUGACA